UCGAUUCGGGGGAAUUGGUGAAAUAGGCCUAAAGCCAGCCCCGUCGGGAUCCCAGGCUGUAGGUACCUGCCUGGGGAACAGAGACUUGCUAAGGGGCUCCUCGGGCUAACAGAGGAAGAUGUAACAGGCUCCACUGGCUGGAAGUAGAAGCUAGACCAGGGCAGGCAGGAAAGGGGCAUAGAUCUAACCGGAUGGGUAACAACCACGGGACAAUGUCCCAAGGGCCGGGCUGGAUUCUCCAGCACUGGUAAUUUUAGACUCAAGACAGACAGGACGUUUUUCUGCUCUUGUUCCACCACAGUAUGCGGGGAUUGAAGCUGGGCUGGAGCAGUCAGUUUACUGAUUUGCAUAAAAUAUUGCCUGGGGAGUGGCAGGAAGCCUGGCAGUGGUGCAAGGGUUUCCCUUGUUGGGGGGAGGCGGGAGUGGGGCAGGGCGAGGAGCUGUUCUGGGUUAUCUUUGCUUUUCUAGCCUGGCUGCAGAGCCCUGCCCCACCCUCUGCAGCUCCAAGCAGAUCCCGGGGAACCUGGCCUGGGCUCUCUCGGUGCCAAGUUUAUGACCCCUUAGCACAGCGCCUGGGGUGAUCAGAACGCCCCACCCCCUAGUAAAAGGGACAAGUCUGCUCCGUCCUAUCCCCCCUCUGUCUCAUCGCUGCCUUAGUAUCCACACAGCAGUGGGCUCUGGGGCAGACGCAGACCCCUUUGCACACACCCCUACCUGAGGACAGGUGCUCAUGUUCUCUCAUCCACCAGCCAGAAUGGCAGCUUUCAAUGCAGCCAGCUCCAGCACCAUGCUUGGGCACUGGGCCAGCGCCAACUCCGAGGAGAGUUCCCCCCACCUCCCGCAUGGCCCCUGGCCAUGCACUGAGCCAGUCUUUUGCACAGCACAAGUGCCAUGGUUGUGCGCUGCGACUUGCCCAGCUGACAUCACACCUGGGCACUGGCACCACAGAACAAGCCAACCUCCCACUGCAGUGCCCUUGCUGUGAUGUGCCGAGCGGACGUCCCACGCCAUGGGCACUGCUGCAGGCAGAGCUGCCGGGGAGCGGGCGGGGCGCUGGGAGGACGCUCAGGGCUGUGUCUGACUUGCCCAGAGCUGCCUGUCUGCUCACCGAUCCCAGCUGGGGAAAGCAGGAGUUCCAAGCAGAUCUCCUUCCUCUGGCACACGCUUGCUGCGGGACGGGCAAGCAGUCGGGAGGUGGGAGAUCUCAGGCCAGCUCGGAGAAGAGAAGGAAGAAGGGUGCGAAGCAGAACUCUGUUCCCAGCCGGCGGGAGCAGCCCCAGGGAGCACGGGGGCCGCUGCACAAGGAGCCCAGGACGGCCAGCACACGUAUGGCAGCCCACAGAGAGGAGUUGAUGUCUGCUGGCAGGAAGGAGAAGUCCAGGAUGGCAGAGGAGAGUUCAAGUGGUAGCAGCAGCUCCCCUAGCCCUGGGGACACUCUCCCUUGGAACCUGGCCAAGCACCAGAGAACCAAAAGAACCAAGUCGUCCUCGGGCAGCGGGACCGUGCUGGAUCCGGCGGAGAGAGCUGUGAUCCGGAUCGCAGGUAGGGUGCUCGUUGUGCCAAUACGCUUUCUCUGGGCAGAUGGUCAUAGCUCUCCCCCUCUGGACAUAGUGAGAGGCAGCUGCUGUGUGAACAGUGCAGCUGGAUUGGCAGAUCACCAGCAGCCAUCGUGCAUGGGGGACCGUCACCCCGUGGGCGUGUUUCUAGUGGGAUCUGGUUUCAGCCCAGCGCUAUUCAGUAUCUAUCCAUCAUCUGGGAGAAAACAGACAAUCACUGCUGGUAACAUUUGCGCCUACACCAAGUUGCUGGUGUGGUAAAUACAGGGACAGCCAGUCUGGAUCGUUUGGUACGGGAGGUUCCUCUGAACCGCACGUGUUUAAUCCACAAGGGGGCCGGGCGUGUUUCUGUGCAGGGUCAUGCGAUUGGGAACAGAGCCUGUGCGCCCCAUGUGUCAGAUUUGAGGCGGGCUGCUGGAAUGCACAUAGGGGGUGUGACCCUGAGCUCCCCGCGCGAUGCUGGGGCUAUAGUGUGAACGUGAUCCUGGGAACCAUCGAGUAGGACACGGAGGUGCUGUGACCUCUGUGUAUGGCAUUGGUGGGCCCAUCCCUGGGUGGUGGCACUUCAACAAGGAUGUUGGCAAACUGGGAAGGAUUCAGAAAAGCUCUGCGAGGCUGGUGUGUGGUGUGGAACAUGGCCUCAAGGCAGAGACUAAAGAAACUGUCCAGUUAGCUCAUCCAAGAGACGUUUUAGAGGCGACUUGGGCACUUACAGAGGAGCCGAUUUCUGAUGGCAGACGGCUCUUGGGUCUGGCUGUAAAAGGCAGGAUGAGAUUUGAUGUUGGGAAGUCGAAGCCAGGCAAGGUGCAGUUUACUGUCAGGCAGGGGAAUUAACCACUGGAACAGCUCAUCCAGGGAAGUUUAGGCUUAUACAAUGUGCAGGUGACACCGAGCUGGGAGGGGUUGCAAGCGCUUUGGAGGGCAGGAUUAGAAUUCAAAAGGCCCGUGGCAAACAGGAGAAUUGGUCUGAAAUCAGCAAGAUGAAAUUCAAUCGACAAGUGCCAAGUACUUCACCUAGAAAGGAAAAAUCAAAUGCACAGCCACAAGCCGGGGAGUAACUGGCUGAGUGGGGAAUGGCUGAACGGGAUCUGGCGGUUAUAACGGGUCGCAAACCCAACCUGCGCGGUCAGUGGAAGUGGUGGUGAGGUGUGAAGGGCCCAGGAUAGGUGGGAGAGAAGGUGGGUGAGGUAAUGUUUUUACUGGGUGGGGAUCUGUCGUUCUCAUGGCCACUACUUCCCCACUCUUGGGGGUUAAGCUCUGGAACAGGUAUCUCAGGGAGGUUGUGGGGUCCCCGCGUUGGUGGUGGUUUUUAAGAACAGGGCUGGUGUAGGGUUACUUGGCCCUGCCUCAGCGUGGGGAGCUGGACUUGACGCUCUUUUGAGGUCCCUUCAGCCCCACAUUUCUGUGAUUCUGGGAUAGGGACUGGAAAUCCAGACAGGAUGGCCCUGCUGUGGCUCAGCUCGGAGUUCUGGGUUUGCUGCAGGAGUCACUGGAUGCGACGUGGGGGGAGGGGGGGGAGGGUCCGAUCGGGUGGUCACAGUGAGCCCUUCUGGCCUUAAAUUCCAUGAACAGAAGCUAUAAAUAUCUGGACCAUGUUGUGGGAACAUGUGAGCAGCCGUACUGGGCCAGAGCACAGACCAGCUAGCCCAGGCUCCUGUCUCCAGCGCUCAUCUGUAUCAGAGCUUCAGAUGGAGUGAACAGAACAGAGCAAUUAUGGAGUGACCCACCCCUGGUCUCCACUCCCAGCUUCUGCAGUCAGAGGUUGAGGGUUGCCCAAACAUGGGAUUUCAUCCCUGACCAUCUUGGCCAUCACAACAUCCCACGGCAGUGAGUUCCCCAGGUUAGUUGUGCAGUGGGUGAAAAAAAUAUUUCUCUUGUUUUGUAUUAAACCCGCUGCCUGUUAAUGUUAUCGGGUGACCUCUGUGUUUUUGUGCUGUGGGAAAGGGUAAAUAACUCUUCUCUAGGCACUUUCUCCACCCCAGUCAUGAUUUUAUAGUCCUCUGCC
Chelonoidis abingdonii (Abingdon island giant tortoise) is the source of this 3561-nucleotide messenger RNA. Lineage: Eukaryota; Metazoa; Chordata; Testudines; Testudinidae. The record is from RefSeq and is a predicted model, not a curated record.